AUGAAGUUCCAGGCUAUCCUCAUCGCCCUCGCGAGCAUCGUCUCCGUCUCUAUGGCCGCGCCUACGCCGGCAAAGUCCGAUUCUGUCCCCGCUAAGGAGAACAGCGGUGGUCGCACUGUCUUGGAUGGUGCCCAGUGCAGCCCUGUACAAGGUCGUCUCGUUUGCGAUGAUGGCUUCGGGAACACCUUCUUUGCCGAUGACCCGUUUUCCUCUUAG
Colletotrichum chrysophilum is the source of this 216-nucleotide messenger RNA. RefSeq lists its product as uncharacterized. The transcript is spliced from 2 exons. Lineage: Eukaryota; Fungi; Ascomycota; Sordariomycetes; Glomerellales; Glomerellaceae. The record is from RefSeq and is a predicted model, not a curated record. Bases 1 to 216 code for a protein of 71 amino acids.